Messenger RNA from Petromyzon marinus (sea lamprey), 3813 nucleotides. RefSeq names its product triokinase and FMN cyclase (gene TKFC). Gene Ontology annotation, biological process: glycerol catabolic process. Gene Ontology annotation, cellular component: cytosol. Lineage: Eukaryota; Metazoa; Chordata; Hyperoartia; Petromyzontiformes; Petromyzontidae. Gene Ontology annotation, molecular function: glycerone kinase activity. The record is from RefSeq and is a predicted model, not a curated record.
GCCAUGGCGUGUGCCGCACGGGUCCGGCCCGCGGGUCGUGGGGUUUCCCCUUCCCCACACUCCAAGGUCGGUGGGCGGUGCGCGGAUUCCAGAGCUUCGUUGUGUGUCUGGUCAAGUAUUCAGGGUUCCUCCCCUCGGUCGGCUCAGCGAAUGAUCACCCAGCGCUGUCUUGUGUGUCAAUAGGAUCGGCCACUGGGGAGACAAAGGCGGCCGGGAGGGCGUGGUGUUGGUUAUCCAACACCCUCGUGUGUGCCACAGGCGCUGAUGUUGCUGCUAUUCGCCACUAACUUUGCUGCCUGGUGAAGGCUACACGGAGGGCCUUUGUCUUUGGUGUGGAGACGGUGGUGACUUUGCAUACGGGGAGUGGUGGUGCAGCGGUUAGCGUACUGCGGUUACCGAACCAGGCGGUUUCUGAGUUGGACUCCCGGCCCGGGACCAAACAUCAUAAUAUCGAAAUGAUAUCCGAACCUGUUCUGGGCCUCUUCUAGGUGGCCUCGGCCGUAAAACAAAGCUACAGCGCGUGAGUGACGAAGGCUACAAAUCAUUAUAGCCUCACAGCCAUGGAUUUGGAGAAAUCCAAGCAACAGCAGCAACAGCAGCAGCAACAACAUCAGCAACAAAUGCUGCUCAACUCUACCGAGUCGUGCGUCCUGGAAUCACUCCGGGGCUUCGUUGGGUUCCACCCAACUCUCCGCCUGCUCCCGGGCCCUCACCGAAUUGUCCUUCGUUGGGAGUCAGUUACCCGGGUCGGGACAAGUCCAGAAAUCGGCCAAGAGGCUGGCCGGAGGACUGGCCAAAAGACCGUUCAAGGAACUAGCCAAUGCAUUGGCCAGGGGGCGAGCCAAGGGAUUGACCAGGAGACUCGCCAAGAGACUGACCAGACGACUAGCCAAGAGACUGGCCAAGUGACUAACCAAGAGACUGGCCAGGGGACUAGCCAAGAGACUGGCCAGGGGACUAGCCAAGAGACUGACCUGGGGACUAGCCAUAAAAAUGGGCGUGUGGCAGUGAUUUCUGGGGGUGGCGCGGGUCACGAGCCAGCCCACGCGGGAUUUGUGGGCGUGGGGAUGCUGAGCGCCGCGGUGUCAGGCCACGUGUUUGCGUCACCUGCUCCGUCGGCUGUGCUGGCGGCGGUGCGGGCGCUGGCACACUCGGGUGCCAUGGGCGUCCUCCUCGUAGUCAAGAACUAUGCAGGCGACCGCCUCAACUUUGGCGUGGCAGCUGAGCGCGCCCGGGCCGAAGGUGUGGAGGUGGAGAUGGUGGUGGUGGCUGAUGACUGUGCCACUCCGGCCAUUCAGAGUGACUCAGAAGACGAAGAUGAUGAUGGUGUUCAUGAUGAUAGCAUUGACACUGACUCGGAACUUGAGACCGAUUCUGAACCUCAUCCUGAGCCCGACGUAAAUUUUGACUCUACUGCCAUCCCUUAUGUCUGUUCCGAACAUGAUCGUGAUCCUAGCGACCGCAGGAGGGGCAACCGCCGAUCACGACGCCUCCAUCGUCGGGGCCUCUGCGGGACGUUGCUGGUGCAUAAAGUGGCCGGAGCAUUGGCCGAGCAGGGCCGACCCCUGAGCGAGGUGGCCCGGGAGGCCCGGGCAGCCGCACGUGCCACGGUGACGCUAGCCGUGGGGCUCUCGUCUUGCCAGGUGCCAGGCCUGGCAUUGCGGAGAUGGUCGACACCGCUGCAGGCCGGGGAGAUGGACCUCGGCGUCGGCAUCCACGGGGAAGCUGGAGCCGAGAGGGUAGCCCUGGCACCCGCGCGAGAUGUGGUGCGGAUUAUGCUGGGGCGCAUGGUUGGGGAUGGUGAUAGUGGUGGUGACAAUGGUGAUGGUGGUUUUGCUGGUGGUGGAAAUGGUAGUGGUACUGUUGGUGGUUAUGUUGGAGUUUGUGCUAGUGGUAUUGGUAAUGUUUGUGGUGUUGAUGGUGUUGGAGACGUUGCUGGUGGUUUCGGAGAUUAUGAUUAUGGUAGGAGUGACGAUAGCACUGGAUAUCAUGGAACUCAACGCAUCAUUGAGUGGGAUAGCGACACCAGUUCUGCCGUUUCUAGAUCAUCUGGAACCGGACUUAGAGUUGCAGGAGAUGCCAAACUCAGCGAUGCCAGUGGAGGCCACGCCGGACCUCCCUCCACCAGGCCCGUCGGCUGCUCGGCACAAGGCCGUUUGCCCCUGCGCCGUGGUGAGCACGUGGCACUCAUGGUCAACAACUUGGGGGGCACCUCUCACCUGGAGCUGGGCGUCAUUGCACGGGAGGCCGCAGAGCAGCUGGGCGUGCGGGGCGUGGUGGUGGAGCGCUCCUAUGUGGGCACCUUUAUGACGGCUCUGGCCAUGGCUGGUGUGUCGCUCACUGUCAUGCGUCUGGACCACGAGGGCAUUAGGCUCCAUUGCUUGGAUGCGGACACUAACGCGCCCUCCUGGCCCAGAGCGUCGUGGACUUCUUCAUCGUUGUUGUCAUUGUCCUCUGCUGGACGGGCUUAUGGGGACACGUGCGGUGGUGGUUAUGGCGGUGGUCAGUAUGUGGUGGAGGAGCUGGAGGAGGGUGAUGCACUGGAUGAGGGUCGUGGGCAGCAGAAAGACCAGGAGAAGGGUCAUCAACAGCAGGAGGGUCGUCGACAGCAGGAUUGUCAACAAAAGGAACAUCAACAGAAGAAGACUGUCUGGGAUUAUCAUCAGGAGGUGGGACACGAGCAGGGGAAGAGUCGUCGAUGGGCGAUCGAGAAGAUGGACGAGGAAGCUGACCAGGGCGACUCGGCGGAUCGACCGGAGCCACCGAGACCAGGCCAUGAAGCCAGGGUUCUACACGGAGGUCAACGUGGAGGUGAGGACGACAGCGACCCCGGAGCUCCGGUGCGAGCUGCGAUGACGGAAGUGUGCGAGGCCCUUCUCGCCCUAGAAUCAGAACUCAACGAUCUCGACAGCGGGUCAGGUGAUGGCGACUGCGGCACGAGCCACGCUCGGGGGGCCCGUGCCUCGCUCCACUGGCUCCGUCACCUCCGGGCCGAUCCCAGGACGGCCUCUGCGACCGUCCCCGGGCACCUCCUCCGCGGUCUCUCGGAGCUCCUCGAGGAGGACAUGGGUGGUACAUCAGGUGCCCUCUACAGCCUCAUGCUGAGUGCGGCGGCCGGUGCCCUGGGGUCAGCACCGCGCCCGUGCCCCGCCGACUGGGCCCGUGCCUUCGCGGCAGCUGUGAGGGCGGUCAGGCGGCAUGGCGGGGCCCGCCCUGGCGACCGCACCAUGCUAGACCCGCUCUGGGCCGCUCACCUGGAGCUGCGCGUCCUUCUAGCGGGGCCUACGGUUGGGAGGCGAGGUUUUCCGAUGGACGGGGCAUGUGGGGCGGAGGCGGCAGAUGCCAAAGAAAGCAGCGGUCAGGAGGAGGAGAAAGAGGAGGUUCAUGUGCUUAAUGCUAUAGAGGUGUUGGCACGGGCGGUGGACAGAGCUACAGCCCAGGCACUCGCUACGGCACAAAUGGGGGCUCGUGCAGGCCGGGCCGGGUGGGCGAGGGCCGGGGAGGCGUGGGGUCGUGUCGAUCCCGGCGCGAGGGCCGUGGAGGUCGCACUUAGGGCAGUGAGUUUCUCACUGCAGGCUCAGGGCCACUGGUGAUGCCUCGGUGACAGUUGUAAAGGGUGGUUUAACCAGUUAACCAUGGUUAACCACGGUUAACCGGUUCGGAGGGUUAACCGGCUAAGGGUUGGGAAUAUCAACUCAAAGCCUACGGCUCACCAAGGGCUCCUUUCCUAUGUUCAGAAAUAUCUACCCUCUGUACUCUUUGGUUCUAUUGGGUAAAGUCACGUAGGUAAAAAAAUAAAAUAACAAAAACUCA